Nerophis ophidion (straightnose pipefish) is the source of this 2130-nucleotide messenger RNA. RefSeq names its product brain expressed, associated with NEDD4, 1 (gene bean1). NCBI's taxonomy places the organism in Eukaryota, Metazoa, Chordata, Actinopteri, Syngnathiformes, Syngnathidae. Bases 178 to 1047 code for a protein of 289 amino acids. The transcript has 5 exons. The record is from RefSeq and is a predicted model, not a curated record.
CAUCCUGUGACGGUCUUUAAUCACACCCAGCUUGACCGAGAGUUAUUCUGAGGAGCUGUGCCAGGUCCCGGGAGGCGGGAAGAACGAGGGGGAGGGAGAGGAGGAAGAGGAAAAGGAAGAGGAGGAGGAUGCUCAUCAGUGUCAUUGAGGUGAAGACACACACCAACAUCAGAGCUGAUGACUGCACACCCGGAUCUCUACACCUAUGCAGUGGCGUGCUCGGCAGCGACGUGUGCCGGAGACCAGUUGCAGUUGGCUUCCUGCCUGUUGACAUGCGCCGGGAGGAAAGGCUGUGAACACGAGUUCAUGCUGAUGAAAUUGAUCUGCUCAGUGAGCUCCAACCUGAGCCAUGGGGAGUACCCGGACUGCAGGAGCGAGAGGGAGUCGGGGGGGGAGGCCUCGCUCCUGGUGUCCCCUCUGGUGGUGGCGGGGAUCGUCAUAGGCCUGGUGCUCUUCCUGUCCUGCGUCACCAUCAUCGUGGGCAGCCUCCGCAAAGACAGCCGACUGAGGAACCCGCACCUGCCAGCCAGCUACGGUCCUGACGCGUACUCCUUCGGGGGCUCGGCGGGGGACCUGAGGUCCGCCUGCUACCAGGACUUCUCUUCCGGUUGGAACUUGGACUCUCUCAGUCUGUCGCAGGUCAACCACUUGUACCCCGACUCUCCUCCACGGUACGAUGAAUGCGUCGGCCCCGACUCCACGCAGAUCUAUAUACCCACAGAUGACCCACCGCCGUACUCGCUAUGGGACCCUUGUCAGGGCCGCUUGGAAGGCGAGGAGACGCCGAACAUCCCCGAUUGCAAUCCCCCUCCGCAGGGCGCCGAGAGCUCAGCCGGCGCUGGUUCGUCGUUGCAACACUCGGCGGGACUACCGGGGCAUCCGCGCAUCGCAUCCAUCUCCUUCCCGACAGAGGCGGCGCCACCGUACGAGGUCGUGGCGGCGAGCGAGCAGCGGCAGCCUCUCCCACUCACGCCAUGCGACCUGUAUAAGCACCGCUCGGAGCGAGACGUCGGCGGACGGCUGCCGGGCAUCGGACAGAUCUCAUAGGAUCGUUCUUUCGGAGCUUUUGACCGCGACACCAUACUGUGGAACUUCUCCCGAACAGAAGCUGCUGGUGUCUCCUCGGACCAAAAUUCAACUGAGGGAGUAUGUGAACUACACGAGAUCUUCCAUCUUAGUAGAAAAAUCCAAAGACUGAUCCAAAAGUCAGCAGGUCUUCUUCAGACAAAGACGUAAGGAAGUUUUUGUUUGGUUGAAGGAAUACAAACCAAAUCAUUCUUUUCGCUGGUUAAUCCUAAACUGGCAUGACAGUCCACCAACUUGAAGUUCUGUGUCCCGCGUAAUAACCUCGAGCUUGUUCAUGGAUGACACACACGUGACCCAGAGCAGCCACGAUAUGAGGUGCACUGAGAUCCAAAACUAGGGCCGUGUUUAAGGCUACGUUCACGCUGCAGGGUCGGAUGUCCAAUUUUUUUGGUCCAAUCCAAUCUUUUUAGCAGCCGUUCACGUAACAGAAAUUUUUUAAAUUUCUAAUGUGAAUGCAAGCUGACCCGCAUGCCGACGCACUGCAGAGUUUACUGAAUUAAACUUAGAUUCAACUCGAAUCGGUCUAAGAAUUUUUAGGAUUAGGUGCAAUCAGAGUCAACAUUUUUUUAAUCGAAUUAUUGCGCGAAGAAGAUUACGACGGAAGUAUUUUGCUUGGAUGUCUGAUUGAAAAGCGUGUCUGCGGGCGAGGAGUGGUGGGACACUCAGUUCCUAAAACAAAGUUUAUUUUCUGCUCCGUUAUCAACUAUUUUGCAACCGUCUAAUUUGCCGAAUAUCUAUUGCUUUUUAAUGAAUGCGACCUGAGCGUUCACAUUGAGGACACAUCGCACAUAUACGAAAAGAGGCCUGGGUCGUGUGUCAACAAUUCGAAAUUGCACUGUUUACAUGAAAAAAUCCGAUACAGGUGGCAUAUGGGCAAAAACAUGGGAACUGACCUGCAGUGUGAACGAGGCCUGAGAUUGUGUGGUAAUGGGGCGAUCACAAUGGGUAUGUAUAGGGAGAGACAUAUUCACCAAAGCGGGAGUUCCGGUUCCGGGUCAGGGUAGACAAGAAAGUCACUAUUAGACAGUUACAAAAGGCAACAUC